AUGGCAGUAGCCUGUCCCAAAGAUGUCCCUGUGGAGUCCAGACAAGCAGGCCGGGUGGCUGGGGACGUCCACGGUGCCCCUGCAGCGCCCCCUUUGCAGACAGCCCGGGCCUCUGGACAGACCCUUGGCCCUGCCAGGCUCUCUGGGCGACCCAGGUCUGCCUUGCGGAGCUCAGGAGAGGCGAGAGGUGGGGCCCAAGGAGGCCGGGUGGCCGCUGCGGUCACAGGUCCCGCGCUCCCCCAGGGCUCCCCUCCCGCCCGUAGGCCGCCCACCGUGCCCCCUCACCCUUGCCCGCUGCGCUGUCUCUUCUCAGCCCCCGGGGCCCAGCAGUUCUGCUUCCUGCUGUCCACCCGGGCGGGUGGCCUGGGCAUCAACCUGGCCACGGCGGACACGGUCAUCAUCUACGACUCAGACUGGAAUCCGCACAACGACAUACAGGUCUGUGGCCCUGACUCCGGCUCUCUGGGGCCCGCCCGCCGCUGGCUCUGGGCUUUUCCUCCUCUUCCUCCCUCUGCCAGAUUGUCAGGGCUCACCCCGACCCCCGGCCGGCCCUGUGGAGUCUCGGCCCCAGAGGGGGCCCUGGGAGGUGAGUGGAGGCUUUGUGCCCUCUCCAGCUGCCUCGUUGCAGAGGAGGGAACAGGCCCAGAGAAGGCAGGGCGUGUGCAAGGACACACACCCGGGGGUCCAGUGCCCUCAGGACCCAGGCCGUUGGGGGGCUGCACGUGGUGGGGACGAGGAGGAGAGUGGGCCAGGUCUGCUGGAGGAGAGGGCGGUGGAGGAGACGGAGGGGCAGCCGAGGCCGGUGAGGAAGGACGGGGAGCAGAGACACCGGGCCCUGGCCACCCUGUUUGGGGCAGGGAGGCCAGCGCCACCCUGGGCGCACCCAGGUCCUGCCCUGCGCAGGCUUCUCUGGCACCAGGUGGGGCCAGUGUCAGGACCCGAGCUGUGCCCACGGCCGGUGCCCGCCGCAGCGCGGUGUCUCCAGUGCCCAGCCAGGACGGGCCCCCACGUCGUGGGGCUGCCACAGGGUCGCUGGGCACUGCCUGCCAGCCCUGCAGCCCCUCUCUCUGCCCAUCAGGCAUGAUGUCCCAGGGCCAGAGGCCCGUCACGCCCAUCCCUGACGUCCAGACGGCCAAAGGGGGAGCUCUGGCCGCCAGCGCCAAGAAAAAGCAUGGCAGCACCCCCCCAGGUGACAACAAGGACGUGGAGGACAGCAGCGUGAUUCACUAUGACGAUGCGGCCAUCUCCAAGCUGCUGGACAGGAACCAGGACGCCACGGACGACACGGAGCUGCAGAACAUGAACGAGUACCUGAGCUCCUUCAAGGUGGCCCAGUACGUGGUGCGCGAAGAGGACGGCGUGGAGGAAGUGGAGCGGGAGAUCAUCAAGCAGGAGGAGAAUGUGGACCCUGACUACUGGGAGAAGCUGCUCCGGCACCACUACGAGCAGCAACAGGAGGACCUGGCCCGGAACCUGGGCAAGGGCAAGCGCGUCCGCAAGCAGGUCAACUACAACGACGCCUCCCAGGAGGACCAGGAGUGGCAGGACGAGCUGUCAGACAACCAGUCCGAAUACUCCAUCGGCUCCGAGGACGAGGACGAGGACUUCGAGGAGAGGCCAGAAGGGCAGAGUGGACGGCGGCAGUCCCGGAGACAGCUGAAGAGCGACAGGGACAAGCCUCUGCCCCCUCUUCUUGCCCGUGUCGGCGGCAACAUCGAGGUGCUGGGCUUCAACGCCCGACAGCGGAAGGCGUUUCUGAAUGCCAUCAUGCGCUGGGGCAUGCCCCCCCAGGACGCCUUCAACUCCCACUGGCUGGUGCGCGACCUUCGUGGGAAGAGCGAGAAGGAGUUCAGAGCCUAUGUGUCCCUCUUCAUGCGGCACCUGUGUGAGCCGGGGGCUGACGGCGCGGAGACCUUUGCGGACGGCGUCCCCCGCGAGGGCCUCUCCAGGCAGCACGUGCUCACGCGCAUCGGGGUCAUGUCUCUGGUUAGGAAGAAGGUCCAGGAGUUUGAGCACGUCAACGGGAAGUACAGCACCCCCGACUUGAUCCCCGAGGGGCCCGAGGGCAAGAAGCCGGGCGAGGUCCUCUCCUCAGACCCCAACACGCCGGUGCCCGCCAGCCCCGCCCACCUCCCACCCGCCCCGCUGAGCCUGCCAGACAAAAUGGAAGCCCAGCUGGGAUUCAUGGAUGAGAAGGACCUGGGGGUGCAGAAGCCAAAGAAGCCGCCGGAAAUCCAGGCCCUGCCAGCUUCCCUGGACAGAGUGGAGGGCGAGGACAAGCUCGAGAGCUCAGACGGCAAGGAGAGAGCCCGGGAGGAGACGGAGAAGGCCCAGCCGUCCCCAGAGCCGCUGCUGAAAGAAGAGGUGCUUCCGGAGAAGGAGAAGGUGCUGGACAAGCUGGAGCCCAGCUCGCUGCACAGCCGGGGGGACGGCGGCGACUUCAGGCCAGAUGACUCCAAAGCUGAGGAGAAGGAGUCCAGUGAGACACAGCAGAAUGGUGACAAAGACGAAGAUGAGGACGGGAGGAAGGAGGACAGGAGCGGGACGCUCAAGUUCAUGUUCAACAUUGCAGAUGGGGGCUUCACAGAGCUGCACACACUAUGGCAGAAUGAGGAGCGUGCUGCUGUGUCCUCGGGGAAAAUCUAUGACAUCUGGCACCGACGCCAUGACUACUGGCUACUGGCAGGCAUCGUGACGCAUGGCUACGCCCGCUGGCAGGACAUCCAGAAUGACCCGAGGUACGUGAUCCUCAAUGAGCCCUUUAAAUCUGAGGCUCACAAAGGCAACUACCUGGAGAUGAAGAACAAGUUCCUGGCUCGCAGGUUCAAGCUGCUGGAGCAGGCGCUGGUCAUCGAGGAGCAGCUCCGGAGGGCGGCGUACCUCAACAUGACCCAGGACCCUAACCACCCUGCCAUGGCCCUCAAUGCCCGCCUGGCCGAGGUGGAGUGCCUGGCUGAGAGCCACCAGCACCUGUCCAGGGAGUCCCUGGCCGGGAACAAGCCGGCCAAUGCUGUCCUGCACAAGGGUGCGUGA
Messenger RNA from Condylura cristata (star-nosed mole), 3033 nucleotides. RefSeq names its product chromodomain-helicase-DNA-binding protein 5-like. Gene Ontology annotation, biological process: chromatin remodeling; negative regulation of transcription by RNA polymerase II. The transcript has 20 exons. Gene Ontology annotation, cellular component: NuRD complex; chromatin; nucleus. The record is from RefSeq and is a predicted model, not a curated record. Lineage: Eukaryota; Metazoa; Chordata; Mammalia; Eulipotyphla; Talpidae. Gene Ontology annotation, molecular function: histone binding; ATP-dependent chromatin remodeler activity; DNA binding. The coding region runs from base 1 to 3033 and encodes 1010 amino acids.